CCGCGCCCGCCCGCGCCCGGCGCCCGGGGACGGCGUGGAAGGCCCGAACGGCAGGAGUCCGGGGACCGCCGAAGAUGGGGAACACUACCUCGUGCUGCGUGUCAUCCAGCCCCAAGCUCCGGAGGAAUGCACACUCUCGGCUGGAGUCUUACCGGCCCGAUACGGACCUCAGCCGCGAGGACACCGGCUGCAACCUGCAGCACAUCAGCGACCGGGAAAACAUAGACGAUUUGAACAUGGAAUUUAAUCCUUCAGACCAUCCUCGGGCCAGCACAAUAUUCCUCAGUAAAUCUCAGACAGAUGUGAGAGAAAAACGCAAGAGUCUCUUCAUUAACCAUCAUCCUCCAGGACAAAUAGCAAGGAAAUACAGCUCCUGCUCUACUAUUUUCCUAGAUGAUAGCACAGUCAGUCAACCAAACCUCAAGUAUACAAUUAAAUGUGUAGCUCUCGCAAUAUAUUACCACAUCAAAAACAGGGACCCAGAUGGAAGGAUGCUCUUAGAUAUUUUUGAUGAAAACCUUCACCCUCUUUCGAAAUCCGAAGUGCCACCAGAUUAUGACAAACACAACCCAGAGCAGAAGCAGAUUUACCGGUUUGUUCGGACACUGUUCAGUGCUGCUCAACUGACAGCUGAAUGUGCCAUUGUCACCCUGGUUUACCUUGAAAGACUCCUAACGUACGCAGAGAUCUAUAUCUGUCCGGCCAACUGGAAGCGAAUUGUUCUAGGGGCAAUCCUGCUGGCCUCCAAGGUGUGGGACGACCAGGCUGUGUGGAAUGUGGAUUACUGCCAGAUCCUAAAAGACAUCACCGUGGAGGACAUGAAUGAACUAGAGCGACAGUUCCUUGAAUUGCUUCAGUUCAACAUCAAUGUUCCUUCCAGUGUUUAUGCCAAGUAUUAUUUUGAUCUUCGUUCUCUGGCAGAAGCAAACAACCUGAGCCUUCCCUUGGAGCCCCUGAACAGGGAGAGGGCUCACAAGUUGGAGGCCAUCUCUCGCCUCUGUGAGGACAAGUACAAGGACCUGAGGAGACCAACAAGGAAACGGUCAGCAAGUGCUGACAAUCUGACUCUGCCUAGGUGGUCCCCGGCCAUCAUCUCCUAACUAUUGGCAUCUUCACCAGAGGCCCUGCCAUCCCUCAGUUUCUCCUUUAAUUUGAGAAAAGACACACCUGGGGUGGUUUUGUUUGUUUUUCCUUUACUUUCCUUUCUUAAUUCAUAGCUGUGUCAGGCUGCCUGGGUGACUGCCUCUAAGCUGUGUGGCCCACUCACAGCAAGGCUUUGAGGGAAACAAAAUCAGUAUUCUGGAAAUCCUGUUUCAUCCCUUCCCCCAUCAUCAUUAACAGCACUUUCUUCCUGGAGGAAAAAGACUCUAAUCCUGGAGAAGGAAAUAAAGGGAAAGGGGAGUUGUAUAGAGGCGGGGGAAAUGGUUAAAAUGAUUUGGCCAUUUCUUAAGUCCCUCGUCUGGUCAGUACGUGAUUAGGAUGGAAAACACAACAGUAGAUAACAAGGUUGGAUGUGCAUUAAAGUCAAGAGUGCCGCAUUUAUUACCCCCAUGUGUAUCGAUAUGUUCUGUAUGACUUCUUGCAUUCCUUCUUGCUGUUUUAUGGGGUUUGGGACAUUUUUGUUUGUUUAUUUGUUUUGGUUUUGGCCCCACAGAGCAGAGAAUAUAGUUUAUUCCCCAUGGCACAGCCAGCCAAAUAAAUAAUACUGGUUGUUUCUGUUUGCACUAUUCCUGUGAGCUAUCUUCUGGGCUUUCUUCCUCACAAGUAGGGUGCACUUGUGACAUUUCUGUAUACCUUUAUUUUCCAGUUUUCCUCCAAUAAUGGCAAAAUUAACUUGACUUUAGUACUGAACCAAAAGUACCCUCUUCCCUGAUUCCUCACCCUAAGAACAUUCUAGAUAACAUGGGUGCUUGUGCCUUUCUCGCAUUUUUUUUCUUUCUCUGACUUGAAAUCACAGCUAUACAUCGGUCAGACUCCCAGGCGGAAGGAAACAGCGUGCAGCAGAGCGUGCCCUCCGCGUGAGGUUUGUCCGGAGUGCGAGGCGUUUGCCUGAAGCUACCGAGUGGGAGCCAUUUCUUUGUACUCCCUGCUCACUUCGUUCCUCUACUUCCUUGUCCAUUGUUGCAAGCAAUAUUCUCAAUUUUAUAUGUUUACUUUAAAUCAAAGUUAGUCUAUUUGUAUAAAGUUUUUUAAAAAUCUAAAAUUGAA
Messenger RNA from Condylura cristata (star-nosed mole), 2208 nucleotides. It is a transcript of the gene CCNY, whose product is annotated as cyclin Y. Gene Ontology annotation, molecular function: cyclin-dependent protein serine/threonine kinase activator activity; protein kinase binding. The record is from RefSeq and is a predicted model, not a curated record. Lineage: Eukaryota; Metazoa; Chordata; Mammalia; Eulipotyphla; Talpidae. Gene Ontology annotation, cellular component: cytoplasmic cyclin-dependent protein kinase holoenzyme complex; plasma membrane. Gene Ontology annotation, biological process: regulation of cyclin-dependent protein serine/threonine kinase activity; regulation of canonical Wnt signaling pathway. The coding region runs from base 75 to 1100 and encodes 341 amino acids. The transcript is spliced from 10 exons.